GUCGAAAGCUUUUAUUUGUAGCGACAGCGUGUUUAUUCUGCAGAGACAAGAAGGAGUGAGAGUCAUCAUGCCUGGGGUCCUGCUAGGAGACGUCUUUCCUAACUUCGAAGCAGACACGACUAUUGGCAAGAUCAAAUUUCACGAAUUCCUGGGUGACUCAUGGGGCAUCCUGUUCUCUCACCCACGCGACUUCACCCCUGUGUGCACCACCGAGCUGGCGUGUGCUGCUACGCUAAGCGAUGAGUUUAAGAAGCGCGGUGUGAAGAUGAUCGCUCUGUCUAUAGACAGCGUGGCCGACCACUGUGCAUGGAGCAAGGACGUGAUGGCACUUCACUCAGAAACAACAGGCAAUCCUCUGCCAUUCCCCAUUAUAGCAGAUGAUAAGCGGGAACUCUCGGUUCUCCUGGGAAUGCUGGACCCUGAUGAGAGGGACAAAGAUGGCAUGCCCCUCACUGCCCGCUGUGUGUUUGUUGUCGGGCCUGAUAAGAGGCUGAAGCUUUCCAUCCUUUAUCCUGCCACUACAGGGCGCAAUUUCAACGAGAUCCUUCGAGUCAUCGACUCUCUGCAGCUGACUGCCAACAAAAAGGUGGCUACACCCGUCAACUGGAAGCCUGGCGAUAAGGUGAUGGUCAUCCCUUCUCUCUCAGAAGAAGAGGCCAAGAAGCUUUUCCCUGCUGGAUUCACUACCAAAGAAUUGCCUUCUGGGAAAAAAUACCUGCGCUAUACCCCACAGCCAUAAACAAACAGCCAGGAUUUGAG
Tachysurus fulvidraco (yellow catfish) is the source of this 759-nucleotide messenger RNA. RefSeq names its product peroxiredoxin 6 (gene prdx6). NCBI's taxonomy places the organism in Eukaryota, Metazoa, Chordata, Actinopteri, Siluriformes, Bagridae. The coding region runs from base 68 to 739 and encodes 223 amino acids. Gene Ontology annotation, cellular component: cytosol; mitochondrion. Gene Ontology annotation, molecular function: peroxiredoxin activity. The record is from RefSeq and is a predicted model, not a curated record. The transcript is spliced from 5 exons. Gene Ontology annotation, biological process: cellular oxidant detoxification; cell redox homeostasis.